AUGUCAUUCACUGAGAUCCCUGAGUAUGAUAGGAGGAACACGUCAUGUAAUGUAAACAGUGUGACCGGCUUUAGUCAUAAGAAAUGUAAAAAACUACACAGCUGGGAUAACAAGAUUGUGCUGAAUAUAGAUAAACCAUAUUAUGAAGCAGAUGAAGAGGUUACAGUCACAUGCACAUCAGGAUACAUUCCGUCCCGCACAGUAAUAAGAUGUAUUAAUAACAAGCAGAGGAAUUACUGGGAUCACACUGAUAUCACCUGCAUAGAGAAAUGUAAAAAACUACAAUGCUGGGAUAACAAGAUUGUGCUGAAUAAAGAUAAACAAUAUUAUGAAGCAGAUGAAGAGGUUACAGUCACGUGCACAUCAGGAUACAUUCCGUCCCGCACAACAAUAAGAUGUAUUAAUAACAAGCAGAGGAAUUACUGGGAUCACACUGACAUCACCUGCAUAGAUUUGCAGGUAUACAGUGUACACAUUACAGCUAACAGUAUCUCCGUAGGAUGGGCCUGUAUACCUGCUCCGUGCCCUAAGCUUUGGAACAUCAGGGUUUUGUGUAAUUUACAAAACAAUAAAAAAUAUUGUCAGAAACCUGAAAUAUCUAAAGACCGUGUGACAUUCUCAGGAUUACAGCCCUUUACUGAGUAUAAAAUCACUGUCUUUAACCGUAAGGAUUGGAUGAAACUGAAAGAAACAACAAUCAGAACAAAUGAGACCGCUCCUCAAUCACCUUCUAUAAUGAAAUACCCCAGUAUUACUGAUGGCACGAUAGCGUGGAAACUGAACAAUGAGAGGGGGAAAAUCACAGCUUACCAGCUGAAUAUCACAGCCCAGAGAGAUUACAAUGGCUCCUUCUCUGAAGAAGAAUCUUAUUGGUUUAAUGCAACUGUAACUGAAUAUAAAAUCCCACUCAAGUACGGAACAAACUACACCAUAACACUUAGCGGUUCUACAUCAGCUGGAGCUGGAACACCUGCAGUCUGGAGUUAUGAGACCCCUAUUGCAGAGCCUCCAUUAAUACAUAAGAGAAAGAUUGAAGCUGGAGACAAGAUGGCAGCUCUGCCCCUUCACCCUGUUCCUGACCUGCACGGACCAAUCAGUUAUUAUGAGAUCAUUAUCUUCACUGGUUGGAGUGUAAAUGCAAGUGAAGAAUGCUUGCGCUACACGAGUGCGCACUACAAUACCAGUGUGAUACCUGCUGUGUAUACUGCCGCACUACUACCUGCACAUAACUUCACCAAUUCUACGACGCUCACUCUGGGGGAUGAACAGCAUUACGGACAAUACUACAAUGCUCCCCUGAGAAAGGGUCACAACUACACAGUGGGAGUGAGAGUCACAAGCCAAUGGAAACAGGUGAAGAAAUCAUCCUGCACUUUAUUUGAGACAUUUCAAGUGAAGUUAUCUGGUGAAUCAUCUGCCCUGGUUGCAGGACUGUCAGCUGCAGCUAGUGUAUUACUCAUCCUGGCACUGCUUCUGAUUGGCUGGAAAUAUUUACUAUUCAGACGUGAUGGCAGAUCCCGGAAGCAAUCAGACAUCCCAUUGAAUUCCCGAACUAGCAUAGGUAAGUAUGACUAA
Messenger RNA from Bombina bombina (fire-bellied toad), 1575 nucleotides. RefSeq names its product sushi domain-containing protein 1. NCBI's taxonomy places the organism in Eukaryota, Metazoa, Chordata, Amphibia, Anura, Bombinatoridae. The record is from RefSeq and is a predicted model, not a curated record. The coding region runs from base 1 to 1575 and encodes 524 amino acids. Gene Ontology annotation, molecular function: protein binding. The transcript is spliced from 11 exons.